Messenger RNA from Thlaspi arvense, 488 nucleotides. NCBI's taxonomy places the organism in Eukaryota, Viridiplantae, Streptophyta, Magnoliopsida, Brassicales, Brassicaceae. The record is from the annotation of a GenBank genome assembly.
UUCUGCAAAUAACAAAGGGAAUAUCCUUUAGUUAUUAUUGUAAGAAUCAUGAAGUCUAGUACAUUGUUCAUGGUUUCUUGUGUUCUCACGUUCUUCAUUCUCAACCAUGUGAAAGAGGUGAAAACUGAGAUGAUCGAUGGGGUCAAUGUGUGCGUAUAUGCACUAAUAUUCGAGAACAAUUGUGGCUGGGAUGGACGCGAGACGUGCAUAAAAGGAUUUAAUGCUAUGGGCGAGUACCCUUAUGAUUGCGAGUGUUCCCUUCUCGAUCCAGGCGAAAGCAAACGUGUUUGCAGAUGUAAAUUUAUUAAACCUCCUUUUCGAGGACAACCCGUCGUUUGCUCAUAAUUUUUUUUUUUUUUUUUUUUUUUUUUCUUUUUUGGAUCUUGUACCGAUUUUAUCAUAAAAACAUAAACUAUCAAAUCUCUAAAACCCGAUUACACUACCAAUGUAAACAUUCUUUUAUACUAUCUCUAUUUUAUAAUAAGUGU